Molecule: messenger RNA, 3160 nt
Organism: Dunckerocampus dactyliophorus (ringed pipefish)
Lineage: Eukaryota; Metazoa; Chordata; Actinopteri; Syngnathiformes; Syngnathidae
Gene: fa2h
Product: fatty acid 2-hydroxylase
Exons: 7
Coding region: 184-1332 (382 amino acids)
Biological process (GO): fatty acid metabolic process; lipid biosynthetic process
Cellular component (GO): endoplasmic reticulum; membrane
Molecular function (GO): fatty acid 2-hydroxylase activity; iron ion binding; heme binding
Source: RefSeq, a predicted model, not a curated record
AACGCCUCAGAGUCCCCGCCUCUCCUCUGUUUCCUCUUGUGUGUACUUUGUGUCUUUUGAGUGUCUGGGUGUUAACUGCCAAGUCGAACUCUCCAACAGCAAGUCCUUGGCCAGUCGAGGAGCUCUUUUGCUCUCCUCUCUCAAAGUGUCGGUACAGGUGGAUUCUGCAUCCGCACAGCCAGCAUGUCUCCCUCCACAUCCCCCCGAUUCUUCACCGAGAGGGAGGUGGCCCGCCACUGCUCUAAGGACUCCUGCUGGGUGCUAAUAGGCACCAGGGUGUACGACGUGACCGCUUUCUUGCGAAUGCACCCUGGAGGGGAAGCGCUUAUUCUUCGCCGUUCGGGGAAAGAUGUGAGCAGGGAGAUGGAAGGACCCCCGCAUCGACACUCUGAGAACGCCCGACGGUGGAUGGAACAGUACUACAUCGGAGAGCUGGACCGAGACAGUGACAACGACGAGCUCCAGACUGUCAGGGAAAGAAGAAAGGCCAGUCAGCAGACUGAAGAGAAAACACCAGUGGUUACACCCGAAGUAAAGGAGAAAGAGGAGGCUCCACGCAAUCGCUGCAGCACUGUGGACCUAGACAAGGAUUUGGUGGACUGGAGGAAGCCCCUGGCAUGGCAGGUAGGCCACCUUGGAGAGAAAUAUGAUGCCUGGGUUCACCAGCCAGUCGACCGGCCCAUCAGACUCUUUGGAAACCCCUUCAUGGAGGCCAGCACCAAGACUUCUUGGUACUGGGUACCAGUAGUGUGGCUUCCUAUUGUCUUUUAUUUUUGUUGGUAUUGCUACACCUCUUUGGCAAAGGGCACCACUAGGAUAGCCAUCACCUCAGACUUCUCUGUUAUGGUCCAUAAAUACACUUUCCCGCUGUUCUUCUUGUUGGGCUGGUUCUUGUGGUCUUUCAUCGAGUACUGCAUCCAUCGCUUUGUCUUUCACAUGAAACCACCAGCUCAUAACUACUACCUCAUCACGCUACACUUUCUCCUGCAUGGACAGCAUCACAAGUCUCCAUUUGAUGGCUCCAGGCUAGUCUUCCCCCCCGGCCUGGCCUCCUUAGUGGUUGGAACUUUCUACACAAUUCUCUGUAAUCUUCUGCCGGAGAUAAUUGCAGUAUCAGUGUUUACCGGGGGACUGUGCGGCUACGUGGUCUAUGAUAUGAUCCACUACUAUCUUCACUAUGGCUCUCCGAAGAAAGGCUCUUACAUGUACAGCUUGAAGGCCUACCAUGUCAAACACCACUUUGAACAUCAGAGAGCAGGUUUUGGAAUCACCUCCAUGUUCUGGGACCGCCCAUUCAACACAGUCAUCCCUGAUGAGAAGUUUGAAUCCUAAUGGUCUUCACUAGAGGACUGAUCAACCAACCUCCCAUUAAGCCUUAAAACAACCUGACACCUUGUCCAGCCUCUAGAGUCACACCUUUCUCAUCCAAAAUGGAGAUGAUGCCUCCAGCCUAUGCAGCGAAUCCAUCCUCAUGUUCGAUAUUAGUCUGUUUGCGCCACAUUCCUUCUUUACGUGUGUUAGCGUGCUUUCCUUUGCUGUUGCAAGACAUUUCUGUGCCAUUUUCCACAAACCCAAUCAUCAUCGGCCAUUGCUGCUCCCUUAACCACACUGACCUCCCCUGUUGACCUCCCCAUGGUUACUAGUCAGAUUGCCAUGACAUACUGCCGAGAUGUGAUAGACCAACAUACAGCACAUGCACACACUGACCCCUCCUCAACCGCUGUAAGAAAACCUCUAAGUUCACAUACUGUAACUAUAAAGAAGCACAGCGACCAUCGACAGAACACUUUUUCUUCUGAUUCUUAAUACUAUCUGAUCUUUGAAAUGAUGUCUAAAGUCCCUUGGCGCAGAAGAGAGGAAUAAGGAAGUGACGAAUGGUGCGUGAAAGUGGAAUAUAUGUAGUGAAGGAAAGGCUGGAUAGAGGGUAAUAAAUGUGAGAGACCCGGGAGUUUAAAAAGAAAAAAAAAAGCAACCUAACUCCCAGUCUAAGCAAAAGUCACUGUAGUUGUUGCUAGAAGAUUCAUCCAUCAUUUUUGAUUGGACUCAAGUGAAAUGAUUCAUUAUUAUAAAUGUUCUCCAUGAAGACACACUUUAUUUUGCUAUUCAUUUCCACCCUCUUCUCUUCUGCAAAGAUGUAAAAAUGUUUUGUAAGACGCUUUGUACAGCAGAUUUUUCAACAGCUCCAGUUGUCCACAUCAGCCUAGAGAUCUUACACGGUUUUCCACAAUGAUAGCAAACUAUGGAUGAUGUCAACACCCGUGCCAGAGAGACACUUGAAGGAAUGAAGUCAGCCUGUCAGGCUUCCUGCUGUGGGGACUUUGAGGUCAGAAGUCACAAAGACAUCCAACGUGACAACGGCUGUCUGUUUUUUUCCUGUUUUUUUAUACAUUCCUCGACUGCAUCUCCCUGGAGAAUGACGAUGGAAGACCAUCCGACUGUGCAGCAUGAAGUUUUGAUGAUAGCUGGCGGAUCCUGGCGGUUUCCUCUGAGCAUUACUGAUAACCAACGCAGAACAAACCAUGUAAACUUCAUGUAUUUUGACGAAAGAGCAUAUCCUUAAAUCAACUGUUGUAGUUUGCAGAACUUUACUCGCAUAUGACAUAAUAUAUGUAUACAAUAUGUAAAAUAACAUGCAAAUGAUGUUCACAUGCUCUGUACCAUUUUUGAAGGUGACCAUUUUCACUUGUUGCAAAAUAGCUUUUGCAGUGUCACUGAAACACACCAAUCUCGCCUUUGUUUGCACAGCGCCACAUUUUCUUCACGUAAUUUAUCACCAGUGAAGUUGUGUUCUUCAUCCUCGUUAUGAUAUUCAGUGCAUGAAGAAAGCCUUGGUGGAACUUCACAAACAUGUUGCUCUAAAAAGACUUUCAAAAUGAAUUAAGAACAGAAAGACGGUAUUCGUAUGUAACGUAUUGGAAUAAUAUGUAAACAAAUCGUUAUAUUUAUUCGAUCAACCAUCCAUCCAUCCAUUUUCUAUGCCGCCCCCCCCCCCCCCCCCCCCAUUUGAUUAACCCGAAAACUAAAACAUUCAGCUUGUUUCUUGUAUACUCUAUCACACGAUGUUAAAUAUUUCCUUAACGUGUUUACUCGGCACCUCAUACAUUUUAAGUUGCUGUUUUAAAUUUCUAUGCAAAUUGUAAAUAAAUGUCUAUAUUUCUGA